AUGGAAAAUGGAACAGUGAUUUUACAUAUUGUUCCGUUCAUUGGUUUGGGGAUAAUUUCAGCUACAAUUAUCUCAUCAAUAAUUAUUGUUCUUUUGUUUGGAUGCCUCUGCUAUGUUCGAAUCAACAAUAUCGUUGUGACGACAGUGAAUUCAGCCAAAAUGAGAUAUCUUCAGAGACAAUUGUUCUAUGCUCUCGUCAUUCAAACUCUUGUUCCUUUCAUUUUGAUGCAUAUUCCUGCUGCAAUCAUGUUUUUAUUCGUGUUCUUGGAUAUCGAUUUGGGUGUUUAUAGUGCAGUUGUUUCAAUGACAAUUGCUAUUUAUCCGGCUGUUGAUCCCAUUCCGACAUUGGUUAUUGUAGAAAAUUACAGAAAAACUAUACUGAGUAAAUGA
Molecule: messenger RNA, 390 nt
Organism: Caenorhabditis remanei
Lineage: Eukaryota; Metazoa; Nematoda; Chromadorea; Rhabditida; Rhabditidae
Exons: 2
Coding region: 1-390 (129 amino acids)
Biological process (GO): olfactory behavior; G protein-coupled receptor signaling pathway
Molecular function (GO): G protein-coupled olfactory receptor activity
Source: RefSeq, a predicted model, not a curated record